AUGAAGUUCAUGAAACUCGGGACCAGACCGGACACAUUUUACACGGAGGAAGCCACUAGGACAGUUUUAUCGGACGUGCCAAGUGACCUCACUGUACGUGUAAAUAAUAUCACUUUUCUUCUCCACAAGUAUCCACUCCUUCCGAAAUGCGGGCUUUUACGAAGGCUGUACUCCGAGUCUGGUGGCUCGAGCGAUGAUGUCACCUUAAAACUAGAUGACAUCCCGGGAGGACACGUGGCGUUCGAGCAUUGCGCCAAGUUCUGCUACGGUAUCACGAUAAACGUCAGCGCACACAACUAUUUGCCCGUCUUUUGUGCCGCCAAGUACCUCGAAAUGACUGAAGCAGUCGAAAAUGGAAACUUUGUGGCGAAAUUGGAAACUUUUUUCUCGUCGUGCAUUCUUGAAGGCUGGAAGGAUCCUAUUGUGACUCUACACAACACUGGGAAAGCGUAUAAUUGGUCCGGAAGUCUUGCUAUUGUUCGAAGGUGCAUUGAGUCCAUUAUCGACAAGAUAUUAACACCUCCUGCCAAGGUUGCAUGGUCCUACACCUACACCCGAUCGGGCUAUUCGAAGAAGCGCCACCCGAAAGACUGGUGGACAGAGGACGUGUCCCUUCUCGAUAUCGACAUUUUCAGAUGCAUCAUUGCUUCACUAAACUCGACAAAUUCUAUCGAGCAGAAGCUCAUAGGAGAGGCUCUGCACGUCUACACAUGCCGUUGGCUGCCGGACGAUAUCAUAACAGAAAACGAGCUCAAUAAUGAAUGUUCAACCUCAGCUUCAGAAUCUCCAAAUAUGAAAAAGAAAAUACUGGAGACGAUCGUGUGCCUGAUUCCAGUGGAAAAAGGGUCCGUCUCGGUUAAAUUCUUACUCAAACUGUUGAGAUUCGCAAAUUUUCUUGACGUGUCGAGUGCCACAAAAUCCGAGCUCUUGAGGUUAUGCGGUUUGCAGCUCGAGGAGGCUGAUUCUAGUGAUUUGCAGGCUGUCGACAUUGAUUCGGUCAAGAAGGUUUUCGAGAGUUUCGUGAGGCAGUUGAGGAAUGGAGUUGAGGCCUUGAGAUCGAUAACUAAGGUUGGGAAGCUUAUCGAUCAUUAUCUGCAGGUGGUUGCAAAAGAUGCAGAUUUGUCGGUUCAGAAAAUGAUUUCUCUUGCUGAGACUGUACCUGGAGUUGCUCGACCAGCUCACGAUGAUUUGUAUGUGGCAAUCGAUAUUUAUCUUAAGGAACAUCCCAACCUGAGCAAAACGGAUAAGAAACAGCUGUGUCGGGUUUUAGAUAGCCGGAAGCUGACACCGGAAAUGCAGGCCCACGCCGUGAGGAACGAGCAUUUGCCUCUGAGGACAGUGAUCCAACUUCUCUUCUUCGAACAGGGGAAAAGCAACUCGUCAACAGACAAAACGCAAAUGUCUCAACUGAAGAGGUCCCAAACUACCGGAGGUAAGCUGGAAUUAAGGCCGGAGCCGAGCUUCAAAAUAGGAGAAGAUGUGGGGCCCGGAAAGGAGAAAGGAAAGGAAAUCCGGGACGAGGGGGCUUCUGGGAUUCGGUCGAGCUCACGUGAGAAAGCUUUAGUUAGAAGAAAUCAGGAAAAGAGCCAGAGAUAA
This is a messenger RNA of Striga hermonthica, 1596 nucleotides long. The record is from the annotation of a GenBank genome assembly. NCBI's taxonomy places the organism in Eukaryota, Viridiplantae, Streptophyta, Magnoliopsida, Lamiales, Orobanchaceae.